Molecule: messenger RNA, 675 nt
Organism: Penicillium alfredii
Lineage: Eukaryota; Fungi; Ascomycota; Eurotiomycetes; Eurotiales; Aspergillaceae
Product: 60S ribosomal protein eL13
Exons: 5
Coding region: 1-675 (224 amino acids)
Biological process (GO): translation
Cellular component (GO): cytosolic large ribosomal subunit; ribosome
Molecular function (GO): structural constituent of ribosome; RNA binding
Source: RefSeq, a predicted model, not a curated record
AUGACGAUCAAGCACAACAACCAAAUCCAAAAGAACCACUUCCGCAAGGACUGGGAGCGUCGUGUGCGCGUGCACUUCGACCAGCCCGGCCGGAAGCACCGUCGUCGUGAGGCCCGUCUCGCCAAGGCGGCCGCUGUUGCCCCCCGUCCGGUGGACAAGCUGCGUCCCGUUGUGCACUGCCCGACUGUCAAGUACAACCGCCGUGUCCGUGCCGGUCGUGGUUUCACCCUGGCUGAGCUGAAGGAGGCUGGCAUCCCCAAGAAGCUUGCUCCCACUGUCGGCAUCUCGGUUGACCACCGCCGCACCAACUACUCGAAGGAGUCGCUGGUCGCCAACGUCGCUCGCCUCAAGGACUACAAGGCCCGCCUGAUCCUCUUCCCCCGCAAGAGCGGUCAGUUCAAGAAGCUCGACUCCUCCGCUGAGGACGUCAAGGCCGUCAAGGCCGCUCUCGCCGACGGCAAGCGUGAGGGCAUCGCCACCCGUGUCGGUGCUACCUUCCCCAUCAACAACCUCUCCCCCGAGGAGGCCGUCACCGAGGUCAAGCGCGACUCGCUGCCCAAGGGCGAGGAGGCUGCCUACCGCCGUCUGCGCGACGCCCGCUCCGAGGCUCGCCACCGUGGUAUCCGUGAGAAGCGCGCCCGGGCCAAGGCUGAGGAGGCGGAGGCCAAGAAAUAA